AUGUGCGUGCAGCGUGAGCGCGCACCCGUACCGAGCCUCCUCCUCGGCACAGGCACGGAGCAAGCUGCGUCUUCGCCGUGAUUGGGCGGAGGGCGGUGAUUCCUUCUGGCACGACUAGGGUAGACCCACCGGAGGGAUCCGGGUCCAGCUUUAACCGUCAGAGCGGACGUGGGUGAUGCUCCUCGCGAGUUAGGGGAGAAUAAAAAGCAAGAAAGGAGGGUUUCUUUGCAAGGAAGCCACCGACCACCUUUGUGUGUGUGUGUGUGUGUGUGUGUGUGUGCUGGGGGCUGCGGUAAAAGUCGGUGACCAUGCCGGUGUUUCACACCAAGACCAUCGAGAGUAUCCUGGAGCCGGUGGCCCAGCAGAUCUCUCACCUGGUCAUCAUGCACGAAGAAGGCGAGGUGGACGGGAAAGCCAUCCCGGACCUGUCCCUACCGGUGCAGGCGGUGCAGGCUGCAGUCAGCAACCUUGUGCGGGUUGGGAAGGAAACGGUACAAACCACCGAGGACCAGGUGAUGAAGAGAGACAUGCCCCCUGCGUUCAUCAAGGUGGAGAACUCAUCUUCUAAACUGGUCCAAGCGGCUCAGAUGCUGAAGACGGACCCCUACUCGGUCCCUGCUCGGGAUUACCUCAUCGACGGAUCCAGAGGGAUUUUGUCAGGCACGUCUGACCUGCUGCUUACAUUCGAUGAGGCCGAGGUGCGUAAGAUUAUCCGCGUGUGCAAAGGUAUUCUGGAGUAUCUGACAGUAUCUGAAGUGGUGGAGACUAUGGAGGACCUCAUCACGUACACUAAAAACCUGGGACCAGGGAUGACCAAGAUGUCAAAGAUGAUAGAGGAGAGACAACAGGAGCUGACACACCAGGAGCACAGACAGAUGCUCGUCAACUCCAUGAGCACGGUCAAAGAGCUGCUGCCCGUCCUGAUAUCAGCAAUAAAAAUUUUCGUGGCAACCAAGAGCGGGCGCGGCGCCGGCUUGGAGGAGGCCGAGAGGAACCGCCGCUUUACCUUUGAGAAGAUGAGCGGCGAGAUCACAGAGAUCAUCAGAGUUUUACAGCUCACCACGUGGGACGAAGACGCCUGGGCCAACAAGGAUAUGGAAGCACUCAAGAGAUCUUUGGUCUUGAUUGAAUCGAAGAUGAUCCAAGCGAAAAGUUGGCUGAAAGACCCGUACGGACAGCCAGGAGAACCGGGUGAGGUCGCAUUGCGUGUGAUUCUGGACGAGGCGGGAAAGGUGGGAGAACUUUGCGCUGGGAAGGAGAGGAAGGAUAUCUUGGCGACACACAAGGCUUUGGGACAAAUGACCGACCAGAUUGCAGAUCUUCGAGUCAGAGGCCAGGGUCCGAGCCAGGCGUGUGUGCAGCGUGCAAGCCAAUGCUCUCAGGGCUUAGACUUGUUAUUAGGCAAAGUGGAAAAUGCCGCUCGCAGACUGGAGGCUCUUAUCAAUGCCAAGCAAGCCAUCGCUAGGAGACUGGAUGCUGCCCAGGCCUGGUUGGCUGACCCGAAUGGCGGUCUGGAGGGUGAAGAGAACAUCAGGGCGCUCCUCGCAGAGGCCAAACGCAUUGCCGAGCUGUGUGAGGACCCCAAAGACCGGGACGACAUUCUACGUUCCAUCAGUGAGAUUGCAGGCCUCACCUCCAGACUUGUUGAGCUUCGCAAACAAGGGAAAGGUGACAGUCCGGAAGCCCGUGCCUUAGCAAAACAAAUUGGGGCGGCCCUACUGACCUUGCAGGCCAAGACCAACCGAGCUGUGGCCAACAUGAGGCCCGCCAAGCCUGCGGUCACUCUGGAGGGCAAAAUGGAGCAAGCGCUGCGCUGGGUCGCAAACCCCGGAGUGGAUGACAGAGGUGUAGAGUGUGAGAGACUAGAGUGGAACACAGGUCAGGCGGCUAUCAGAGGGAUGGUUGGAGAAGGCAGAAGGCUGGCAGGAGGCCUCUUGGGGCCGUACCGCCAGGACCUGAUGGGACGUUGUGACCGAGCAGAGGCUCUCAUGACAUCCUUGGCAGACAUGGCUGGUAGGGGGGAAGCCGAGGCCCCGCAGACUCGGGCGACUGCUGCACAGCUACAUGAUGGCCUUAAGGACCUGAGGCAGAAAAUGCAGGAGGUGAUGACCCAGGAAGUAUCCGACGUCUUCAGUGACACCACAACGCCAAUCAAAUUGCUGGCCGUGUCUGCGACUGCACCCCCGGAUGCCCCCAACAGAGAGGAGGUUUUUGAGGAGCGUGCGGGGAAUUUUGAGGCCCACGCAGGUCGUCUGGGGGCAACAGCUGAGAAGGCGGCUGCUGUGGGAACAGCCAAUAAGAGCACAGUGGAGGGGAUUCACGCUGCUGUCAAACAUGCCCGUGAACUCACACCACAGGUAACUUCUGCUGCUCGGAUCCUGUUGAAAAAUCCUGGUAGCAGAGCAGCAUACGAGCACUUUGACACCAUGAAGAGCCAGUGGAUCGACAAUGUAGAGAAACUCACAGGUCUGGUUGAUGAGGCCAUAGACACCAAGUCACUGCUCGACGCCUCCGAGGAAGCCAUCAAAAAAGACAUCGACAAGUGCCGAGUUGCCAUGGCGAAUGUUCAGCCCCAAAUGCUUGUUGCCGGGGCGACGAGCAUCGCGCGUCGAGCCAAUCGGGUUCUGCUGGUGGCCAAGAAGGAAGUGGAGAACUCGGAAGAUCCGCGCUUCAGAGACCUGGUGAAACACGCGUCAGACGUCCUGUCCCACACCAUCUCCCCCAUGGUCAUGGACGCCAAGGCAGUGGCUGGCAACAUACAAGAUAAAGCGAUGCAAAAGGCCUAUUUGGACUCCUGUCUGAGGAUCUUGGCUGCUGUGGGAAAGGUCAGAGAGGCCUUCCAACCUCAGGAGCUGGAUUUCCCCCCUCCACCACCUGAUCUAGAUCAGCUACAAGUAAGUGACGAGCAGGCUCCACCCAAGCCUCCCCUGCCAGAAGGCGAGGUGCCGCCCCCUCGACCUCCUCCUCCCGAGGAAAAGGAUGAAGAAUUCCCCGAGCAGAAGGCUGGGGAAGUCGUGAGUGAGCCCAUGAUGGUGGCCGCCAAACAGCUGCACGACGAGGCUCGCAAGUGGUCGAGCAAGGACGCAGUAGAGGUAGAUGAUGAAGAUGAAUUUACUGAUGGUGAGGAUGACUAUGAGCCCGAGCUCCUGCUGAUGCCCUCCAACCAGCCUGUCAAUCAACCCAUGCUGGCGGCUGCCCAGGCGCUUCACCAGGAGGCCCGCAAGUGGUCCAGCAAGGGCAACGACAUCAUCGCAGCCGCCAAGCGCAUGGCUCUGCUGAUGGCUGAGAUGUCCCGGCUGGUCCGCGGCGGCAGCGGCAAUAAGCGAGCGUUGAUCCAAUGUGCCAAGGACAUCGCAAAAGCGUCCGACGAGGUGACAAGACUCGCCAAGGAAGUGGCCAAGCAGUGCACGGACAGACGCAUCAGAACGAACCUGCUGCAGGUGUGUGAGCGCAUCCCCACCAUCAGCACUCAGUUGAAGAUCCUCUCCACUGUGAAAGCAACCAUGUUGGGAAGAACAAACAUUAGUGAAGAGGAGUCCGAGCAGGCCACAGAGAUGCUGGUCCACAAUGCUCAGAACCUAAUGCAGUCCGUGAAGGAGACGGUGAGGGAAGCUGAGGCGGCCUCCAUUAAGAUCCGCACGGAUGCAGGGUUCACCCUCCGUUGGGUGCGUAAGACCCCCUGGUACCAGUGACCCCAGCACUGACUUUGUGAACAGCGACACACACUACAGAGGGUUCAAAAAAAAGUAGCAACAUAGACUUAGAUGGUUCUCCAUCAUCCAUGUUCAUUUAAAGCUCUUCAUGUCCCUUUUUAGGAGGACACGAAGAAGGCAUUUAUAUUAAUAUAUAUUUUUGCUAUGUUGAUUGCUGGUAGCUCAAUAUUUUUUGCAUGAAGAUGUUUUCUAUUUUCUAAAAGGCAACUCGAGAUAUUGUGAUAGGACUUUUCUGUUUAACAGAGGUUUGUUUCUUAAAAAUGAAGUCUUGUGUGUGUGUGUGUGUUUGUGUGUGUGGGUGUGUAUAGAUACACUCAGCUGUGAGAGAUUCUCACCAUCUUUAAAAACGCUCAUGUUUACUUUGACAAUUAACGCUGCUGCUUGAAGAGCUGUGUGUCAAUUUGAAGUUGUGAUCGUCUACAUUUCGCUUAUACUUGAACUAUGAAGUCUUUUGGAUUGGAAGUGUGUGACGAUGAAAUGUGUGACUACAUAAAUGAGGGACUGACUAAGUAAUGAAGUAUUUGCUUAGUUUUGGCUUGUGUGCGUGACAACUCAUGAUUAUUUGUAGGGAUGGGCAUCAUGAUGAAUUUUAAUUGUGUGAAACUUACUGGUAAUUAGCAGUUUUAAUUGAUGCAUAAUGGAGUACAGUAAUUGUUGGCUCAGUGUCAACUAGUUGUCUGUCUAUAGAAGAUCAACAUUAUUUGGUUGCACACGCGUAUGCGAAGUGUAGCUACAUCUAUGUACACAACUCCUCAGCAAAUUCAAUACAGCGCUGGCUUGAAAACAGGUUUUAAGAACAUUCAGAUUAUUUCAACAAAUUUCAAAUUAACAUUUUCCACAUAGCUGAUCAAAUUUCCAUCCCUAUCCAAAUGUGAAGUUUUUAUGGCUGCGUACUGAUUUUAUUUUAUGUUUUAAUUUUGAAGCCAAAUGACGCAUUUACGGUACACCAUUUUAAAACUCGAAAAAUUCAAAGAGCACACUACCAUCAUACUCUUUUUUUUUUGUCUUAUUUCACAUGUAGAACAUUUAUUUUCCUGAACAGUUGAACUGUUUGGGGGUCAUCAUGUAUCUGGAGAGCUGGCGUCACAAGGUAACAAAACUACAUGCAAACCAACACCACUCUUAAGACAUUUUAAGCACUCUUUUCGCUUUCACUUUAUGGUUUAUACCGUGUUUUGUAUGCUUGCUGGGCAAAUGUAACUUUUAAAUGGAGAACCGGUUCACGUGUGUGCAUGAGAACAUAAUAAACACGCAAUUAAAGGGACAUAAUGUAGUGAGCAUGUAGCAGCCGCUUGCUGAGAGCGACAGGGUGUAUGUACAGUACAUCACAGUAUAUAUGUACGUGUCAUGUGUCCCAUGCACCCUGAAUGUAUCCAGAGAGCUUAUGGCCAUGCAAACACAUGCGCUGUUUGUGCCUUGGAAGAAUAAAAAGACUGAUUAUGAAUGACACUUUA
This is a messenger RNA of Hippocampus zosterae (dwarf seahorse), 5167 nucleotides long. RefSeq names its product vinculin-like. The record is from RefSeq and is a predicted model, not a curated record. The transcript has 23 exons. Gene Ontology annotation, molecular function: actin filament binding; structural molecule activity. Gene Ontology annotation, cellular component: actin cytoskeleton. NCBI's taxonomy places the organism in Eukaryota, Metazoa, Chordata, Actinopteri, Syngnathiformes, Syngnathidae. Gene Ontology annotation, biological process: cell adhesion. Bases 309 to 3692 code for a protein of 1127 amino acids.